UUUCAUGAUCUGCAGACCAGAAUGUCAAGAUGGAAGCAGUUUUUGCUUCUCUCUUCAUUUUCCUCUUCUUAUUUCUCCAAUUUCUCGUAAUCAGCAACACAACUAUCGAACCAGAGGUGCCAGAGUUCAGCUUUGAUGAACAUAGUGGCAUAAAAUAUGAUCCUAAAAGCCCCUUGAUCAAGUGUACUUAUUUGCCCUUGCAGUUCCUGGAAUGCGACACCCCAGUUGAUCUGACUGGUAACGAGACAGCCAGAGAUUCUCUCGGAUAUGGAUGUACGAAGUGGGGAGGGGAGAAAUAUGAAGAAGUCCAAAAUACGUCUGUGAUGUGUCGAGUGCUGACUGGCAUUGAGUGCUAUGGAGAAAGAGCAUUCCUAAAAGAUGGAUUUCCUUGUAUAAAAUAUAAUGGUCACUAUUUUGUAACGACGCUAAUUUACUCUGUGCUACUUGGCUUCCUUGGAAUGGACCGAUUUUGUUUAGGACACACUGGUACAGCAGUAGGGAAACUUCUGACCCUGGGUGGAGUUGGAAUUUGGUGGAUUGUGGAUGUGAUCCUGUUGGUGACUGGAGGCCUUUUGCCAGCUGAUGGAAGUAACUGGGUGCCAUAUUACUGAGGACUUCGAAUGAUGUCCUGAAUUGUCAAGGGUUGUUCGCAAUCGAUAUACCGAUCUAGUGGUUAAGGCAUAGGCCUUGUGAAUAGAAGGUUGAGGGUUCAAGGCCCACUGAUAACCUCUUUCCGAUGCGGCCGGUUGUUUAGCCGCCAGCUUGUUCAAUAUAGGGUACAAACUGCCUUCUUGCCAGGCACCUGGCAUAAGAAAUAGGAAUUUCGAAGUGAGGAGUGUCUCAUAAGCCAUAGCUGGCUAUCCCUUUCAUUAGGGGUGACACUAUGAUAAACAAAAUUAACUUUUCUGUCAAAUUUCAUAUUUCUUUGUGAAGAGUUUUUUGUCGGCGUGUCCUCCAAAGAAAGUUCAGAAUUGAACACUGAGAACUAGUUCUGAGAACAGUUUUAAUUUUCAGUGCUUCAGCUGCAGUUUUGAACAGGUUGUAUUGGGUAACUUUUCCUAAUUACAAUCAUGUUGUGGUUCGUGAAGGGUUAUUUACUCUCGAUAAACUGAUGAAUUUAAUCAUGCAGUGAGAUUUUCUUCUGCAAUUUUGCUCUGGCUGGUGUGAGGCAUUCAAAAAUUUCAAACUUGACUUCUAACGGUUUUAGAUGUACAAACCAGGAAGUCCAAAAGGAAUUUCUACUGAACAUUUGCUAGAAAUCCUGUUUGCAGUAAUAGAAUGAUCACAGCAAUGGUCUUGGGGAUAGUAUUUGGAGAGAAUUU
This is a messenger RNA of Lineus longissimus, 1322 nucleotides long. Its product is annotated as TM2 domain-containing protein 2-like. Lineage: Eukaryota; Metazoa; Nemertea; Pilidiophora; Heteronemertea; Lineidae. Bases 30 to 611 code for a protein of 193 amino acids. The transcript has 5 exons. The record is from RefSeq and is a predicted model, not a curated record.